GUGAAAGUUUGAAAGGGGUUUUGAUUUGGUGGGUGUAAAUAUAAGCUGUCUGUCUACAAUACUGUCUUUGUAGAGAACUUUGAUUUUCAUUUUGAUGAACAUUUGCAUUUCACCUUUUCCAACUUUUAUUUUUCAGUUUUUAAUUGAAAAUCUAGUGCAAGUUCAGUGAAAUCAGCAGAUGACAGGGGAGAACUUGUAAAAGAACUCAGAUGGCACUACAAACAGUAUGUGAAGACAGCAAGACAAAACAAAGAGAGGCUUGCCAAUGUAAGUGUGGUUUCAAAAAAGCUGGAGGGAGAUAAGAUUUUCCUUUGGAAAUUGAACUAAAUUCAUGUUGUUCUCAGAGUUGUCACUAGAAAAUGUAACAGGAGUUUGAUCUGAAAAGAGAAAGCUGCUGAAUUGAAUUAUGCUUAAGUUUUAUAAGAAAGUGGAGGGCAGGGAAAAAGUAGAUUCAAAGAUUUAGAUUUAUUCUCAUCUGAUUAAAUAGAGCUUCUAGUAGAGGCAAUCACCCAAAAAACUUUUUUCAUAUAUGCACCUGCAUACACAACACCUAAGCCUAAGCUAGUGGCAUGUUGGAUAACAGUUAUGGAGGAUCUGAUAACCAGCAAAAAAUUGAGACAAGAUUUCUUUGGUGACUAAUGUGGACAAAUUUGGUGAUUUACUAAGCCUUUUACAGAAAUUUUGGUUGUCAAGUUUAUUGCCAUUGUGAGAAGUCCUUCAAUAGAAUCAUCCAUUGUGUUCAGUGAGCAGCUGCCCAAACCUGAUCAACUUGUCUGAAAACUUGACUUUAACUGGAAGAGAGCUUUUACUCAUCUAAGGGAUUUAAAACAAUCAAUAAACUAUUUCAUGUUCUUUACAUACUGACUAUUUCUUUGGAUGCAUAAGUUGUGAUUUACAUUUUCCUUUGGUGUAAGAUUUUUAACCAAUUUAAGUUGUGUAAGUUUUUGUAGUGUUGAGACCAGAAAAAUUGAACCAGCUUGACAUAAAGAAACUUUUGAUCACAAGGUUGACCUACCAGGAAAUGUUACUUUUAGACAUUCAGAACUUGUUCAAUACACUUUUUUGACAUCUUUCUGCAUUUUAGUAAGUAUUCUUACUUGGUAGAUGACAAUUCAAACAAUAACGUGUAUACUUUUUGUUUUAUUAAAUAAUAUUGCUUGUUUUGCAGGGUAGCCAUCAAAAUGCCAAUACCACCAACAGCCCUGUAAUUCAGACAAACAGGUGUGACCAAACAAAAUGUGGCAGACCUGUAGACAUUCUUGAACGUGUGGCAGUGGAAAAUCAUGUAUUUCACAAAAGCUGCUUUGUUUGUGCAAUAUGCAACUCUUGGCUAAACCACUUUAACUACUGAUUUGUUCCUGUCUACGACAAAAUUAAUUUUACACUAUCAGGAUUCAACACUUGUUGCAUUCAACACUAUCAGAAUAUUGAGAGUGCCAGUUUUGGAUUAGGAGAAGAUAUUUGGCAUGCAAUGGGUAUAGGACCAGGAGUACAACGGCAAUUUAAAUUUACACCAGGUGUGUUAAGUACAUAUUUCCUUUUUAAUUAAGUAAUUAUAUUUUGGGAAGGAAUUUAUUAUAGACUCCAGCCUCCCAGCAUUUCUAAUCAAUCACAAUCAAUCAUCUGGUUGGAGAUAAUCUGCCAUAUCACAGGUAGAUUGGUAGCAAAUUGAAUGAUAACAGUUCUAAACAGUUUAAAGAAGGAUGAACUUUCCACAUGCUUAAUGGUCAAUCUAAUAACUUAAUUAAAUUGUUUGUUUGGUCUCAACAAAAAGAAUACAGGUCCUGGAAAGACCUGGAAAUCUGCUUAAUCUAACACUUUAGAUCCCAAGAUCCAAUUGUUAAUUCUCCCCUCUAGCUGGCACAUUUUCUUGUAAAUCAGUUGUGAGAAUUUGGUGUUCGAUCAAAAUAAAAACUUCUACCUCUUAACUUUAAGUAUUCUCAUUAGUAGUCUGCUGGAUAAUGUAUGGUUAUUGUAGGAAGAGGUUACAUGUUAAUCACUUCUGGGAGUGAAAGGUUUAAGCAAUACAUAUUUCCCAAUUUACGUUAUAAGAAAUGUAUGUAGACCUUAAGGAGAAUUGAUUUUGAAAUCUUGGGAAUGAAAGGGUUUAAGGUAAAAUUUGGAGUACUAGGAAAAUCUAUCUGAGUCCUGGAAAAGUCCUUGAAAUGUGUUUUUGAAAAAGGGGAAGAACCCUGUAAUCAUUUUACAGUAUGGGGAGGAGGGCACAAAAUUCAAGGUAAUUUCAGAAUUGGCCAGUUCAUGUUGUAAAAUUAUCUGUAAAGAUCAGUGUAUUAUUUUAAUGAUGAUGGUAUAAAACUACCAAAGAACAUUAGGAAAACACUUAAAAGACAAAGUGGGGUACAUGUAGGAGGCCAUAGGUUUGGGUCCCAGACCAGAGAAACACUUGGUGGUUAAAAUAACUGAGUUAAAUGUGUGCUCUUUAAAAUGACCUCUACAAGUGGUUGGAUAUUCUGAUCUUCUUGGAUGAGGAGUCUAAACCAAAGAACUUUUCUCCUGUAUUUUCAUUGGUAUGACUCAGAGGAGGACCUUGCAUAAUACUGGUUUAUUGAGUAAAUACAUUUAGCUAUUGUGAGCAACACUCACAAGCUAGUUUUCAGUCUUGGCACAGAAAAUGAAUUUAAAAUUAACUGAAUAAAUGUAAUUUCAUGAUAAAAACUGUUUUUCUUUGAAACAACUUUUAUAUAAAAAGUUUAAAAAUUUGGAAAGAGAGUCCACCAGUAAUUAGAAAUCUUAAUGUUACUUUAACCCUUCAACUCCCAAAGGUGAUUAACAUGUAACUUCUCCCUACAGUAUCCAUACAUAAUCCAGCAAACAGGUAAUGAGAAUACUCAAACUUAUCAGGUUAAAGAUAUUUUGAUUAAACACCAAAUGCUCAUAACCAAUUUACAAGGAAAUAUGUAGCAGCUGGAGGAGGGAAUUAACAAUCAGAUCUUGGGAGUUAAAGGGUUAAAAUAACUUUUUUUAAAAGGAAAAUGUGAUCAAGAUGGGCCUAGCAGGUCUAAUUUUGUUAUGGUGUUUUUAAAAGUACAUUAAAAGAUGGUACGAUCUUACUGAUUUCCAUCAUUUCAGUGCAAUUUACCUCCACAAUUUUAAUUUAUAAGCCAAUGUGUUGGUCUGUGGCAGCUUUAUGAUAUAAGUUACCCAAAGUUAAAUCAUAUUAAUCAUGUUAGACCUUAAAGAACCCAUGCACUUACUGUAUCACAGAAUAAGGUACAAAUACUAGUCAUGUUGUGGACUAGUCUUUGUGUGCUUAUUUCAGCAGAUCCAUAUCAGGAUAUCACUGCCAAACUCUAAAGUACUCCAACAAAUAAGCAAAAAAAAUAUAAUAGACUUGAAUGGAUUGCACUCAAAAAAAAAAUUUCGACCCUUUUUUUUUUUUUUUCAAGCUUAUCCCAGUUUGGAUAAAUUUGUUUUUGUAAUGCUUAGACACCAUAAUUGCUUGUCAUAUGAUUAGCAAGUGAAAGACUCUUACCAUGCCUAUUUUUAUUGAAGAGGUUAUACUAUUUAGAUUACAAAACUAAAGUACCAUUUCAAAUUUGGCAUGGUUUAAUUUAUGAAUUUUGGGGCUCUAUUCAAAGUGAAAUUGUGUUUAAAUUUUUUUGUUUUGUUUUUAAAGUUAUAGAAUUCAAUUUUUUUUUGUUUUUGCAGAAGUCACAACAUGUUUUGGAACACCUUUUGAAGAGUGAUAUUCCUUGUGUGGCCUCAAGAAUGUCUCGAUUUUGCACAAAUUUGGAAGGAAUUACAAAAUCAGAAAGUGGUAGUGUUUUAUCCAAGGCUACAAAGGUGAGUGGAUCAGAUUAAUUUACUUAAUAAGGAAUGAUUUGUUUUAUGAAAUAUCAUGUGUGUGGAUAUGCAUCAUUCACAUAGUGACAGAAAAAAUAUAUUGUUUUUACUUAGAUCCUGUAUUUACUGAGUGCAAAAAGAGAAAAAGAGGGAAAUGAGAAAUGUAAGGAUGAUGCAUAUAAUAUUGAUCAUGGAUUUCGGCCUAAAUCAUUGUGA
This is a messenger RNA of Pocillopora meandrina, 4020 nucleotides long. The record is from the annotation of a GenBank genome assembly. Lineage: Eukaryota; Metazoa; Cnidaria; Anthozoa; Scleractinia; Pocilloporidae.